CUUCCUUUUUACUGUGGCCGCCAUAGCGUAAGGAGCGUGGUGUCGGCGAGCCGAAAAUAAAUACCGAAAAUGGCCUGUGCCCGUCCUCUUAUCUCGGUUUACUCCGAGAAAGGAGAGUCUGCAGGCAAAAAUGUGGUCAUGCCUGCUGUGUUCAAGGCCCCAAUUCGCCCUGAUGUUGUCAAUUUUGUGCACACCAACAUGCGCAAGAACAACCGCCAGCCGUAUGCUGUCAGCGAACUAGCAGGCCACCAGACCAGUGCCGAGUCCUGGGGAACUGGAAGAGCUGUGGCCCGUAUCCCCCGUGUGAGAGGUGGUGGUACUCACCGUUCUGGCCAGGGUGCUUUUGGAAACAUGUGCCGUGGUGGACGCAUGUUUGCCCCCACUAAAACCUGGCGCCGCUGGCACCGCAGGAUCAACACACCCCAGAAGCGCUACGCCAUCUGCUCUGCUCUGGCUGCUUCUGCCAUCCCUGCACUUGUGAUGUCAAAGGGACAUCGCAUUGAGGAGAUCCCUGAGGUCCCGCUGGUGGUUGAAGACAAAGUUGAGGGCUACAAGAAGACCAAGGAGGCUGUGCUUCUUCUGAAGAAGCUCAAAGCCUGGAACGACAUCAAGAAGGUCUACGCCUCUCAGCGCAUGCGUGCCGGUAAGGGUAAGAUGAGGAACCGCAGACGUAUCCAGCGCAGAGGGCCGUGCAUCAUCUACAAUCAAGACGCCGGUCUCACCAAGGCCUUCAGAAAUAUCCCAGGCAUCACCCUGCAGAACGUGAACAAGCUGAACCUGCUGCGGCUCGCUCCCGGUGGUCACGUUGGGCGCUUCUGCAUCUGGACCGAGAGCGCGUUCCGCAAGCUGGACGAGCUGUACGGCACCUGGCGUAAACCCGCCUCCCUCAAGGUCGACUACAACCUGCCGAUGCACAAGAUGACAAACACAGACCUGAGCAGGAUCCUGAAGAGUGAGGAGAUCCAGAGGGCACUCCGUGCACCCCGCAAGAAGAUCAAUCGCAGAGUAUUUAAGAAGAAUCCUCUGAAGAACCUGCAGAUCAUGCUCAAACUGAACCCUUACGCCAAGACAGCCAGACGUCACGCCAUCCUCAAGCAUGACCCUGCGAUCAAGGCCAAGAUGCUGAAACCUAAGAAAAGGCCUUUUAAGAAGAAGGGAGCACCUGCAAAGGCCAAGCCUGCCAAACCUGCGGCAUAAAUCUAUUCAUACAGACUGGCGUUCAGCGAUGAAUAAAAAGACUUGUUUCAAAUAC
Molecule: messenger RNA, 1252 nt
Organism: Salarias fasciatus (jewelled blenny)
Lineage: Eukaryota; Metazoa; Chordata; Actinopteri; Blenniiformes; Blenniidae
Gene: rpl4
Product: ribosomal protein L4
Exons: 10
Coding region: 70-1197 (375 amino acids)
Biological process (GO): translation
Cellular component (GO): ribosome
Molecular function (GO): structural constituent of ribosome
Source: RefSeq, a predicted model, not a curated record